This is a messenger RNA of Octopus sinensis (East Asian common octopus), 3269 nucleotides long. Its product is annotated as WD repeat-containing protein 54. Gene Ontology annotation, molecular function: protein binding. The transcript has 9 exons. Gene Ontology annotation, cellular component: ciliary basal body; centriole. The coding region runs from base 318 to 1316 and encodes 332 amino acids. Lineage: Eukaryota; Metazoa; Mollusca; Cephalopoda; Octopoda; Octopodidae. The record is from RefSeq and is a predicted model, not a curated record. Gene Ontology annotation, biological process: cilium assembly.
GCAGUUGGGUCAUAUGCACUGUUAACAACAACAACAACAAAUCGCUCUUGUGAUGUGUCUGCAACCAACUUUGUGUAGUCUUUAUCACUGACACUCCUAAUUGCAGAAUAAUAUUAAUUAAUGCAUUGAUUGUGUCAAAUUGCCGAGUUACUACACAACUACAUUCAGUGUUAUAUACAUACGUAUAAAAAAAAUAUAUAUCUAUAUAUAUUUAAAAAAGAAUUAGAAGAAGCAGUGGAAGCUGUGUGAAGACGUUGGUCAGGAAUGUUCCAGGUUUUCAUGAGAGAUCUGUGAGCUUUUCUAAUCGUUUUGCCAACAUGAGUACCGAACUAUACAAGAAAGAAAAGUCUCUGAAAUCUAAGCACAGUGCUUCUUUACUUAGUAAUAACUUGACCGUACAAGUGCUUCUGUCCGAAAGUUCUGUUCGUUAUGGAAUCGUACACAAAACUCUGGUUGACAUCGUGACAGCUUCUCUUGACGGCUCCAUGGUAACGAGCAAGCAAAUUUAUUUCAAGGAUCCAUCGGUGCCAGGUAGCUCUAUGCAGACUGUCAUGCAGGCCAAAUGGGUAACAUUAGGUAUCCAGAGAACUAUUUUGGUGAUUACUGCACAAAGAGGUAUUCAGUUCUUUGAACCUGAUGGAACUUUAUUGUUUUGGCAUAACUUAACUGCAGAUGAAAGUGAAUGUACAAGCAUGUACAUGAGAGGUAUUGCUGCUGUUGGCUCAAAUUUUGUAUGUGUAGGUUCACAUACAGGAGAAAUUCUGUACUUCAAAGUUCCUCUGAAGGGAAAGACAAUCACUUAUUCAGGAAAAAUAUCAGAACACAAGGCUGGCAUUUGUUGUUUGACUGCAGCAGAUAAUCUUAUGGCUAGUUGUGAUAUGGAGGGAAACAUUUUCUUAUGGAAGCUGUCGACUAAUGAUGUUUUUGUGCCUAUGUUUAGAAUCCCAGGUUACAGGAGUCCUUGUAGUACUAUUGCAAUAUGGAAUGAGUGCAUAGUUGGCGGCUAUGGCUCGGGGCACCUGAGGGUUUUCUGUGCCAAAACUGGAGCACUUGCUGCUGAAGUAGCUGCUCAUACUCGCUGGAUCAAUGCUGUUGACAUUGCACCAAAAACUGGCUUGGUAUUAUCUGCUGGAGAAGAUUCAUUUGUGAGGUUGUGGUAUUUGAGUAAAGAUCCAUUCCCACAGAUUUCUGUUGCUGGAAGCCAGUACCAUGUUGACAGUCAAAUAGUUGGAAGUUGUUUCGUCCAAGAUGAAGGGAAAGUCAUAGCUUGUACAGCUUAUGAUAAAAACGAAAUUCUGUUCCUAGUCUCUUCUUAGUCUUCAUUGAGAAUACCAUAUGAAGUUUAGUAAUUUUUGUCAAAUUUGAUAACUGUUGGCAAUUUCUUAGACUCACUAGGAAAUGAUCAAUUCUUUUUUUUUUUUUGAACAGUUAUGUAUAAUUUCAAAGAAGGUCAAAAUUUGAACCAAACUAUUAACUGUAAUUUGUCAUUAUUUGGAGUAAUUAUUACACAAUGUUAUCAUAGUUUGCUGGAAAUAGUUCUUGCUAGAUGUUAUAACUCUUGACAAUAGCAAAUUAAUGUCGAGUACGUAAACAUCCCAUAUACAAUGAUUGCAUUAACUCUGGGUUUCUUUAUUUUUUUAGUUAUUUGUUGUUUUUUGCUGCUGUUUUCCAUGGUUUUUUUUUUUACAAUUUUUUUUUUUAAUUGUGGAAAUUUAUUUGGUGCACACAUGACACAGCAAAAUGAAUGAGAUUUCAGAAGAUUUCAGAAAAUAUGAGCAAAAAACUAAGUUAAAAUGUUUGAAUUCAUUACAGUUCAUAUGUUAGAAAAAUAUCUAAGAUAAUAUUUUACUAGAGUUAAUGAGUUAAUUGAUCGUUUUAAGAUAUUGAAACAAACCAAAUUUUAAGUUUCAAGAUAAUCCAUUUAAAUCUCAAUUUAAUCUCCUCCGAGACGGGAGAGAAAUUUGUUUGUAAUUCUGUUUUUUACAAUCUGAUCUGUUGUUUCUAAAUAUUUGUUAAUUGCAUAAUUCAUUAUAGAGUUCAGUGUUGAGUUUAAUUACUAUUCAUGCUGAUUAAAACAAUUGAAUACCAUUGAUGAAAACUUUAAUCAUCAUCAGUUAUACUGCUGCUUAGAUUCUCUGGGGAGGGUUUUUGUUACAUAUCACGAAGAACUUAAUCUCUUAGACUCAGUUUUGAAACAAAAAAAAAAAAACAGAAAAGAAAAGAAAAUAUAUCCGUCCAACUUGUGUAACAUGAAUCUUUAUUUUGAUGUUAUUUUUUUAUUUCUUUUUCCGUCCAUUGUAUCUCCGACAGCUGAUAGAAAGGACAUCCUUCAACUUGUUUGUAUUUACUUUUUGAUAAAAAAAAAUUCUUUCUUUUAUUCUUUUUUACUGGUUUCAAUCAUAAGACUGCGACCAUCCUGGGGGACUGCCUUUUAAGGGUUCUCAGUCGAUCAUAUCAACCCCAGUACCCAUUUCAGUCUGGUAUUUGUUUCAUUACCUUUUGAUGUAAAGAGGUGCAGCUUGAUGUAAAGAGAUGCAACUUGAUGCAUCCUGAAGAGAACAUGAUUGUUUGUUUUUUUUUUAAAUACUGUUCAGUUUGAUCUCAAUGUGUUUUUUUUUUUUUUUUUUUUGAUGUAAAAAUUAUUUCAAUAUAUUACUUUCAUCCUGAAAAAUUACUUUAAACUUUGUUGAAUAUCCGGGGAGCUUUGAAUUUACAUUGUUAAACAAAUAUAGACAUGGUUUUCUUUGAAGUAGGUUUUUUUUUUCUUUUUUAUGGUUAGGCUGGUUUUUCUAGAUUUACCAUAAAAUUCUAACUGAAUUAUGGCACACAAAUGAUAGAGGAAUUAUCUUAAUUUUUCAGCAUUUGGAUUUACUCUGUCAAAUAUGAUGCCAAUUUAUUCACAUUGUUUUCAAUUGAUCAUCCAUUAUCUCAUAGCUUUGAGAUUUUGAUGAUGUGGUUGCAUUUUUUUAGAAUGAUAUUGUAGGGUAGGUGGGAGAGGCUGGAUAUGGCCAGUUUGGACGCUAAAGGGUUAGACAAUCACCAUCCACGUCAUUACAGCAUGUAGAAGUUUUAUCCUAAAGUUUCAACACUCAACAUAUUCUGUCUUUUAUAAAAUAUAACUUUGUAAUGCUUCAUCUUGCAAUAACAGGCAGUUCUGAGUAAUGGCUUGGAUUAAAGUAUCUCUUUGUAUGUAGCUCCAAAAACAAGAAAAGCCCCAACAAAUAUACUCAGACAAGGAAUAAACAAACUAGUGCUAAACACACAAAAAA